UUUUCACAAUAACAGAACCUGUCAUUCAGUAUUUUUCUUGAAUCGUCCAACUUUCAUUUAAAUAAAAAAAACCAACACAACAAACACACACAUACACAUCAUAAAACACAGUCCAAUUUACGUAAAACACUAUCUUGAUAUUUCUCAACCCCUAUAUACUCGGAAACUAUAUAUUGAGAUAGAGACUGAGAUCUCUUUAUGUGGCAUAAUAUAAAGCACAGAAACAGCAUAUAUAUUAUCAUAUCAAACGAGAUAUAUAUGUUUGUUCUUUCUUUCUAGUCGUUUCAGAAUCUGAGAAAUCAGUGAAGUUGAUGAAGAUGAUGGAGACGAGUUUGAAUGUAACAGUUGCAGUUGUGGUGGCUCUGCUAAUGCUAACAUGUCAUGGGCAAGAGCAGCGGCUUCUCGUGCCCAUGACUCUGGUUCGGAACGCCUCUGCUCUCCAUGCCUUUUGCUUGGAUGGGAGUUUGCCAGCGUAUCAUAUUCACAGGGGAUUUGGAGCUGGGAAAAACAACUGGCUUUUACAAUUCGAGGGUGGUGGCUGGUGCAACAGCUUACAAUCAUGCUUGGAGAGAGCCAAAACGCGCAGAGGAUCAACAAGUCUCAUGAGUAAAUAUGAAGUCUUUUCUGGAAUUCUAAGCAACAAUGCUUCUCUAAAUCCAGAUUUUUACAAUUGGAACCGUGUGAAGCUUAGAUAUUGUGAUGGAGCCUCAUUUACUGGAGAUGCCAAAUUCCAAAAUGAGACGUCAUUGAUUUAUUUCAGAGGGCAAAAGAUUUGGGAAGCAAUCAUUCUUGACCUUCUACCAAAAGGUUUGGGGAAUGCGCGUAAGGCUUUGCUUUCUGGAUGCUCUGCUGGGGGUUUAGCAUCCUUUUUACAUUGUGAUAACUUCACCAACUACUUACCAAAGAAUGCCAGUGUGAAGUGCCUAGGUGAUGCUGGAUUCUUUCUUGACGAAAAAGAUAUUAGUUUGAAGCGCACUAUGAGGACCUUCUAUACAAAUCUUGUUUCACUACAGGGGGUAGAGCAGAAUCUGGAUACAAACUGCACCAGUUCCCUUAACACGCCUCAAUUGUGCUUCUUCCCGCAGUAUGCAUUGAAAUUCAUCACUACACCAUUUUUUAUCUUGAACUCAGCAUAUGAUACAUUCCAAUUUCAUAAUAUAUUGGUGCCAAAUUCUGCUGAUCCGCAUGGACACUGGAAUCGUUGCAAGCAGGAUCCGGCAGCAUGUGAUGCAAGCCAGAUAGAAACAUUGCAAGGUUUCAGGCGUGACAUGCUUUUAGCAUUGCGAGGGUUCCUCAAAGAUUCAAUAAGUGGGGGGAUGUUCAUAAAUUCAUGCUUUGCUCAUUGCCAAAGUGAGUCACAAGACACAUGGUUUGGAGUUGACUCCCCUAGAAUUCACAACAAGACCAUUGCAGAAGCAGUAGGUGAUUGGUACUUCAGCAGAAGGGUUUCCAAAGAGAUCGACUGUGCAUAUCCAUGUGACAGUACCUGCCACAACCUUAUACCAUCAACUCAGGUCCCGGCUAAGAAUCAAAGUUUGUUGAAAGGACAAAGUGCUUCUCUCAAGCUUCUUCAAAUUCUUGGUUAUUUGGUAGCUUUUUAAGGAAGAAGGGGAUAGUGAAAGUAAUUCUUUAUACACAAUGAUGGUUAUGACAUUUAUUUCCACAAUGAAAAUAAGGGAACAAGCAAAAAAAGGGAAAUAUUUUACAUGUUCUACAUUUUUUAAUUCACUUAGUCAAUUAAAGCUUCAUUGAUUUUAAUUCUUUUCCGGACACACAGAAACUAAGAGGCCUAUUUGGUUUGUUGGCAAAGACAAAGAAACAGAAUACAAUAUUGAAUUUCCACAACUGACUACAGAUUAUUCUUUGAAUGUCAUUGUCUUUGUAUCCCAUAGGCAUUUGAAAUGUAAUGUACAUCAUUGAGAAAUAAUUGUUUUGAGUUA
Quercus lobata is the source of this 1940-nucleotide messenger RNA. Its product is annotated as pectin acetylesterase 9-like. Lineage: Eukaryota; Viridiplantae; Streptophyta; Magnoliopsida; Fagales; Fagaceae. The record is from RefSeq and is a predicted model, not a curated record. The transcript has 13 exons. Bases 312 to 1601 code for a protein of 429 amino acids. Gene Ontology annotation, molecular function: hydrolase activity.